CUGUGGGUUUGUUUAUCAUGCAUUUUCAUAAAUAUUGUGCGAACACAUUUUAGAAUCCAACCAGAUUAAUUUGUGGCCUGGUUGAUAAAGCUACAAACUGGUGUAAUCAAUGAUAUCAUUUACUUAUCAUUGUGGUAAAUUUAACAUUAAAAAGCUGCAGACAAGUGUGAUAAAUCAUUUCUGAAACUACAUUAUUGGGCUCCGUCUAUAAACUGGAUCUAUUGGCCAAUUCACUGAGCCUGAAUGGGUCCAUAUAGUUAUGGGUCACAAUAUUCGAUACAACACCUCCAUCCAUCUAGCACGCGCUUGACAUCAACGUCUUCGCGCGGCGCGUUUCCUGUGAGCAAUUUUGAAGGGCGGAGAAACGGUCGGAAGAAAUAACAUACACACCUCAGCUUUUUCAGUGAAAUUUUACAACCCAGUAAGUAACCCAUAAUAAUAAAAAAAUCUAAAGAUAUUUUCUUACCAUUUUUUGUCGUUUAGAGCCUGCUGACCGUUGUUGUUGUAAAGUAUUUUAGACAAGUUGGCUACUAUAGCAUUAGCUAUCGCUAAGGCUAAGCUAGCUGAAAAGUAGAUUGAAAUAAUACGCCAUCAUACAUAAGCUUAUUUUAGGUGGAAUAUGGCAUAAUAUGUGGAUUAAAAGGAAGGUUAUUUUAAAUAUUGUUUUGUAGCUCAGUGGCCAUCUCAUCCACCAGAUUCUGAAUUGUAUAAUAGGCAUAAAAAUGUUUAUAAACUAAACGUUUUGAACGGCAGGUUUAUGGUUUCGGUAUCAGUCGGGACUGCGCAUGUGUGGUGAAGCUUCUUCAAAGAAGUAAGAAUGCCUCCAAGCCAAAGUGGACAGCUGGAGAAUGCAAUCGAUGAAGUGUUAAAGAGUGGAAAUGUCCAAACACUUGGAUCAAUCUUAGAGUUGGAUAGUGAUGAAGAAACCCCCAUGAAAUGUUCCCAAAGGUUUCUCUCCAAAUUGGAUAAGCUCAUCACUACGAGAUUGGAUCAAAAAGAUGCUAGAACAGCCAGUUUGAGUCUUGCCAGUAUCCACAAAUAUGGAAAAAAUCUGAAACUACCUGGUGGUCAAGGACUCUCAGUUUUGUUAAAUCAAGGACUUAUUAAGAAGAUGAUGCAGUGGUUUGAGAAAUGCCAGCAACUGUGGAUCGACCAUGGCCCACAAUGGGAUGAGACUAUGCUUACACUCUCUGAGAACUUUUUUAAUGUCUUAAUGGGAGUUCACGAGUCUUCCAAAGAGGGAACUUGCAAGGUCACCGAGUCCUUCCUGUAUCCUGUCGGACAGCUGGCUGUAGACCCCAGAAUCUACAUCCUGAUUCAGAAAGAGGCAAUUCGUAAAUAUAACUUGAUCCUGGACAAAAUCCCGGUGGAGUUUAAGAAGAACAGAAGGAUCCUUUCGUCACAAGAGGGUUCAGAUAUCAUGACCAAACUGGCUUCUCGAAUAUUGGAGGGUGGUGAUUAUGAUUUGCAGUCAUCAUUGAUGGAAGCAUUAUGUCGAAUGGCCACUUACAGUCAGAGGAAGAAGCUUGCAGAUCGGUGGUUCAGCAUGGCGCAUGUGGCCAACGCUUUUGCUCAGAUCAGUGAUUCAGAGUUUGAGACGGCUUGCCGCAAAUUUCUGAACAUGGUGAAUGGGAUGCAGGGAGACAAAAGAAGAGUGUACUCCUACCCUUGUUUGGAAGUUUAUCUGGGCAAGUAUGAGCUGCUGAUGCCCUUGGAUGAGAAGCUGGAGGAAUUCUGGAUUGACUUCAAUCUCUGCAGCCACAGCAUCUCUUUCUACUUCUCCUUGCCUGAUGAAGAGGAGGGCCACUGGGAAACACUGUGCAUCAAUGAGAAUGAAGUCCAAAGCUACACUGUCACAGAGAAAGACAAGACUCAGGUGUUGCAGAUAAAGCUGUCAGAGGUAGUGGUCGUCGGUUCUGUGGAGGGAUCCAACCUUACCAUCCAUUUCAGCUCCUCUCUAGACAUUCCACAAGCUGCUCAAAAUGUCUUUGGGCAAAUGAAAAACAAACACAUGCUGGUAGUGAAAACUGCAGGUAAAACUAUGAUAGAAGAAAACAGCACCCAGGUUGUUCCAGAAAGCCAGUUGUCCCUUGGUGAAAGUGAGAAAAACACAGUACCAUAUGUUUUAUCUGCUCCAGCUGCACAUGCACAAAUGGUGACUCCUGCCAAAAGGAGUAUGUCAGAGGCCACUGCUUAUAUAAGCAUCGGUGAAGGAGGUUCUGCGAAUAGUAUCGGUUCUCUUGCACUAAAGCUGUCAACCAAAGACAAAGACAAGACUUCUCUGGAGAAGAUUUGUUCAYGUGACACAAACGCCAGGCGCUGCAACUACAGCACAACCCCAAGCAACACAAAUGCUGUUGGCAUGAAAGAGCAGAAGAUGCCAAUAGUUCAAGCAGAACAUGUGGUUGUAUCUGGACAAGGAGAAGAAAAGUCUCAGGAGCACUAUAUACCUGACACACAACCCAAAGCAGGAUGUAGCACAUCUUCUAGUUGGAACAAAUUCUCAGUUUCUGAAAUGCUAAUGAUGUCAACACAGAAAAUCGUAUCUUCGCCAAGACCUGAGUCUAAUUCUAGUGUGGUGAAACAGCUGGAACACCGUCCGUCCUCCGCUCGCAAAUUGUCAAUUUCAGACUCAAGUCUCAAAUUUCAAAAGCAACUUCAUAGUGAACUGACCCAGCGAUUGGAACAGGUCCUCAUUGAGAAGAAGAAAGAUAUUAAUAACGAAGCAGCAGCUGCACUUCCGACAAAAACAUCUAAUACCAAAGGAAACACAAAACACAAAAGCUCGGAAAGCGUGGGUGAUUCUUCGUUGUACACUCCCAAAGUGCAACACGUUCAGAAAAACAAUCAGAGCUAUGGAGAGAGUAAAGGUCAGACGUCACUGAAGGCAGACACAGUUCCAAGAAAAACUUCAGUGAAGACAUCCUCAGCUAAAAAAGUGCAGGACAGAAAAGAAACCAAGGACAAAGAUGAAACUGCCCUUUCAAACAAAAAAGAAAGAGAUGCAAGUGUUACUUUCAGCAUGAUGAAGGUCAUCUCGAGUCAUUAUGAAGUUUCCACCAGGUCCACAGCAAAAGGCUCUAUAGAAAAAAAUGUUCAGAACUGGAUUCCUUCUCUUGUAAAAGGACCUCUCUUCAAUAUGAAGGUGUAUUCAUCUGGCAAAAAAACAGUGCCAAAAGCUGUGAGCCCAAGGAAAUCCUGUAACAAACCCACAAACGCUGCCAUACAAAGAAAAGACGUAUUUGCAUUCAACGUUGAUUUGCCCGUCUUCGUUGGGGCAGAGAAAAAAAUCUUCAACAAAACUUUAGACACAUCAAACAGUGGCAUCCAGAGUUCUCCAACAGGUCUCAGUACAGCCAAGAAAGCRCAACUGGAACCAGUGGCAAAAAACAAGCGACACGUGAGAAAGCACCUGUUUAGUGACACAGACACAGACACUGCCAUGACAGAGGUCAGCUGGCUCAGGGAAUCAUCCAGAAAGCCCAAACCCCAAGUUGCCAAAUAUACAAGACAAGUGCUGUCCAAACCCAAAUCCGCCCCUCCCCAGUCAAUGAGCAAAUCCCCAGACGUUCUCCCAGCUGCAAAAAAAGUCAACAGGCCCAGGAAAAGUUUCUGUUUAAAGAAGGCACAGGUUCAACCAAAGACUGAGAGAGAAGCAGCAGCACUCAGCAGACCUUGUGCAGCUGGCAGCAGGCCUAAGAGAGUGGCAGCAGUUUCAACUAAAAGCUACAUAGAACCAGAUACUGAUGACAGCCAGUCUGAAACAGAGGAGGCUCCUGCACCAAAGAAUGAUGUGACAAUUCAAGAGACUACUCAGACCAAGAAGAAAAUAACUGCAGGCAGACAGCCAACCAAAAUGAAGCUACACCCUACAUCAGAAAUACUAACCACCUCUAAGACUCGAUAUGUGGGGAAGCAUGACAACAGCGAGAUAAUCUGUUCAGAGAAUCCACAAGUUAAAAAGAGAAACAACCUCCCUGACCAGCCUGCAGAAAGCUGCAGAAGACAAGACAGCUGCACUGGGUCAAACCUGAAAAAGCAACCUGACCUUAAGGUUAAACCUGGAAAUGUUCCAGAAACUUCAAAGUUGAAUGAGAAAAAUUUCAUCCCUACACAAGAACAGAUGAGUCCUUUGAAGGAUUCCUCGGCUGCCUGCCAAACCUCUUCCUGUCCAUCGCCUCCUUUCAUAGAAAAGAUGAGAUCUGCUGGGAGGUCAGCUCCAGCCAUGCAUUUGACCUGCUCCACUGUCCUCACCCCGUGGGGAUCCCCACUCUCUGCCUCCCCUAAGCCUCCCUGCCAGGAAACCCCCUCACCAGUCCCGCUGCUAACCAAACCUCGCUCGACAGUCAGCAGUAAAAGAAAAGGCAAAACGUCUUCUCUCUACAAAGCAGAGAAACACAUCUCAUCCAAAACCAAGUUCAUCCGGUCUGUCUCCUCUUCCUGCUCAUCGAAAGAUCAAACCCCUGCACCCAGUCCUUCUGGACCUAGUGCAGCAGAGAUGCACGCAGAUCUGUCCUCUGCAAUUCAGGCUCUUUUAUCUCCACCCACUCAGCCCCUAUUGACUUCUACUCUGCUUGAGCUGAACAAGCCACCUGUUGCCUCUCCUUCUUCAUCGCCAUUACCUGAAGACACUGUUAGCUACAGCUGCCACCUUGACUUCCACAAAGUGUCUUCAGUUUCCCUGGCUUCACUGAGCCAUUCAUCCUCCAAGUCAUCAACACUCAGCCGAAAAAAGAAAAACAACUCCUCUGCUCCCAUAACUGAGUUUCUCAAAUCUGAGAAAACACCAGGUACCGACAGAGACCUUGAACUCACACAGUCUCUUAUCUCAGGACCCAGUCGUAAGCGUCAUGUAUCAUCCAGUAAUUCUGAAGAGGAAGAGAAGGAAAACAAAAAGAAAAGCAAGAUCAAAACACUCCGUUCACCUCGAAUGAAGCCUAGGAAAUUGUUCAAAUCCUUAGCUGAGGUGUCUGCUGUGGAGGAACUGAGCAACAUAAGUUCCAGUAACUGGGAGGUUGAAGUGGUGGAUGGAGACAUGGACAUGGAUGAUGAUUUAGAGCUGCCAGAAAUGAGUUUAAACCCAAGCAAUGUUUGCCAGCAGAUGAACUCUGAGCUGAAAAACAAAUUCCAGAACCGUUGCAAAAUGAUGGAGCGCUACAACAAACAGUCUUGGAAGACUGUCAAUCAACAUGUCUACUCCAUUGAUGUACAACUCACCAAAUACAGAACCCAGAGGCUUGAACAGGUUCAAAAUGUCCUUUUGGAGGAGAUCCAUAAAAUGGAGCAGGAUGACAGCAUGCUGAAAAACAUGGAGAAAGAUCUGUCUGUGAUGUGGAAGAAGCAGGUGACGGCUUUCCAUUCUUACCAGAAGCAGGAAACCGGGAGAAAUGACACCCUGAAGAAAGCCCUCCAGACUAAUGUGCGUCAGAACCUAGAGUAUGAGGAGGGAGUAUUCACAUCAGAGAUGGGCCUAAUAAGAAAUGAGAUGAAGUCAGUUCAGGACGGCCUACUCAAUGAGAUGCUAGAGGGAGAGAUCCAGAGCGUGAAAAGAGGAUUGCAUGCUUUGUUUUUCCCCUGAUGGAGCCUGUUUUGAGUUGAAAAAAAAAAAUCCUGUCAAAGUUCUCGGAAUGAAGAACCAGGAUGUUUGUGUCAACAUAAACUGUGUAGUUCAGCUGUGCUCAUUUCAAAUCAAAGUGUUAGCUUCCUGUUUAUUUUUUUUCCAGGUUCUUUAGUUUUAUUUAGAUGUAUCCAGUAGUUCCAGGGCUGGAUUUUACCUUCAUAUACACUGUUUCUGGUUCAAAUUUUCAGCUGAUAUGUUUUGAUGUUAGUACAUACAAGUCAUUAACUCCUGUGUGACAUUUUAAUGUCUAUCUAUAGGUCAGUUAAGUACUGAAUGUUGUUUAAUGAACAUUGAAGUUCUUUAAUGUAUUGAUUGCUUUUAAAUAUCUUAACCUUCUUAAUUGCAAAUAAAAUUGUUCGAAAA
Molecule: messenger RNA, 5983 nt
Organism: Austrofundulus limnaeus
Lineage: Eukaryota; Metazoa; Chordata; Actinopteri; Cyprinodontiformes; Rivulidae
Gene: sycp2
Product: synaptonemal complex protein 2
Exons: 45
Coding region: 818-5578 (1586 amino acids)
Biological process (GO): male meiotic nuclear division; female meiotic nuclear division; mitotic G1 phase
Cellular component (GO): lateral element; condensed chromosome, centromeric region
Source: RefSeq, a predicted model, not a curated record